Drosophila serrata is the source of this 1045-nucleotide messenger RNA. RefSeq lists its product as uncharacterized. The record is from RefSeq and is a predicted model, not a curated record. NCBI's taxonomy places the organism in Eukaryota, Metazoa, Arthropoda, Insecta, Diptera, Drosophilidae.
AUGGCCGAGGCCGAGCAUGCCUAUUUGUCCAAUUUGUAUGGCAAGGCGGCGGCCAGUAUGCAACAACUGCAACAGCAGCAGGAACAACAUCAGCAACAACAGCAGCAACGUCGACUGGCAACGCGAACCUCACAGCAACAGCAGGCGGCACCAUCUCGACAUAUAAUGCACCGAAGGCACAGUGUGUGUGCCGCUGGUAUAGCCAGCCUAUCGCCCGCCGUCGGAGCCGCCUCUUCCAGCACCACCGCCACAACAACUGCUUCCUCCUCCACAUCGCCGACAUCGUCGGCGGCGGCAGCUGCUGCCCUAGCUGCGGCCUCCUAUUAUGGCAAUGCAGCGGCAGCAGCAGCAGCGGCGGCAUCCUUUACGGCACCAUAUCAGCAUCAUCAUCAUCAUCAUCAUCAUGCAGCAGCUGCAGCAGCGGCGGCGGCGGCAGCAGCAGCGGCACACCAUCAUCAUCAUCACCACCAUCAUCAUCAUGCAGCUGCAGCAGCAGCGGCGGCAGCAGCAGCAGCAGCAGCAGUGGCCAAUGCAGCGGCAGCAACAAAUCAUCAUCAUCAACAUGGGCAGCCAUCGCCGACGAUAUAUCCGCCAACGCCGCCGCCAUCGGCGCCAUGGGUGCAUCCCUGGGCCUAUGCGGGCGAUGCGCCAUUCUGAGGAAGGUCCAGCCGAAGGACAUAGAGAAACAUUGUACAUUAUUUGAGGUUCUAGGAGUAAUAAGCUAAUAUUUAUUUGUUUUUUUUUUUUUUUUUUUUUUUUUCUGUAUCUCCUAUCUUUUGUGAGAGGGAGGAGGGAGGCGUAUAGAGAGAGAGAGAGAGAGGGAUUAGUUACUAAGUAGGCUUAAAUUUAAACAAAUUUCUCGGCAUUAUAUGCCAACGUAAACAAUAAUCGACGAUAAUAUAUAUAUAUCUAUCUAUAUAUAUAUACUUAUUAUAUAUAUAUGAUGAGCUGCUUGGAUUACAUCAAAUACGUUUUUGGACAAAAUGAGAACUCAAAGAACUGAUUACAUUUUAUUGUCAAAAAAAAAGAUAGAACACAAACGAAA